Messenger RNA from Haliotis rufescens (red abalone), 4423 nucleotides. Its product is annotated as spindle assembly abnormal protein 6 homolog. The transcript has 16 exons. Gene Ontology annotation, cellular component: centriole; centrosome. NCBI's taxonomy places the organism in Eukaryota, Metazoa, Mollusca, Gastropoda, Lepetellida, Haliotidae. The record is from RefSeq and is a predicted model, not a curated record. Gene Ontology annotation, biological process: centriole replication. The coding region runs from base 356 to 2365 and encodes 669 amino acids.
UUUUCUAUCAACCUAUAUGUCCCGAAGCGGGUCGCUCAAACGUGUUGUAACCUGCAUUUCAAAGCAAGUCUAGUCAAACGCAUGACAGGAAGCACGUUUUUACAUUGUUUUGCAGCUGUAGCAAUCUAACAUUUAUAUACUCAGAUUAGAAUAUUCACGAAUCAUAUGAGCGUGAACUAAGGAAGUGCGAAAAUGUGAAACUGAUAGCUACGAUGUCAAAACAUGACUUCCGGAUACAAAUGGCAUGCUGUCAAAACAACAAUACAUGAACUAGGCUAGAUAUGUUAGCCGAGUGAGAGAGGGGGGAUGAGCAGCUAACCCAUUUUCUUGAUUGAUAAACUUCAUUGCUUCAACUAUGGCCGACGAACUCUUUUCUAAACGGCUACCUGUUGUCGUCAAAUCAACCGACAGAGAAGAAAGAAAAGUUUCACUCCACUUGCGAAUGGAACUGCAAGCAAUAACAUCUCCAUUACAUAGAAAAGAGCUAGUUGUCAGACUCACAGAUGAAAGUGACUUAUUUUUCCUGUACACUCUCAGACUUGGAGAAGAGGACUUUCAGAGCCUAAAAAUACAACAGGGACUUUUGGUUGAUUUCGGUGCUUUCCCCCAGAAGUUCAUUGACCUGUUGGAGAUGUGUGUGAGGGAGGAACACAAGGACGUCCCUAAAUUCAUUCUGCAGUUUGUGAGUCAAGGGUCAAUGUCUGAAAAGGUGACAGGGAUGUUAAACAUUGUAGAAACAAAUCCAUUCAAGCAUCUGACCCAUCUGUCACUGAAGUUCAUCCCUGGGCAGGAUGCUGACGUCAAGAAGUACCUAGCAGACUGCCUCAAGCAGCUGAAGGAGACGAACGGCCUGCUGCAGCAGAGGUUGGAGCACACUCAUGGAGAUCUGUCCCAGAGAUUGCAGGCAACACAGGAAUCUCUGGCGUCCAAAUCAUUGGAGUUGGAGAGUCUGAAGACUGAGUGGACGUCCAGGUUGUCAGAGGUUACAUCAAGGCACAAAGAAGAAAUGGCAUCUGAGAAGGAGCGCUCGCUUCAAAUACAGGGCGGCCUUCAGCAACGGUUUGACCGAGAGAGAAAGGAACUAGAGCAGGCCCAUGCCAAGAUAGUCAAACAGCUGGACAACAGACUCUAUGAAGUGGAAGGGGUCAGCAAGGAUCUGACAGACAGGAAAUAUAAAUCCGAGUCGACAGUCCGAGAAUUGAAAUCGAAACUAUCAACACUAGAGGAGGAACACACACGGGCCAAACAGGAUGUACAGACACUGCGGAAGCAGAACUCCAGCAUGGACUCCGAUUUCCACGAGCAGGGCAAGCUGGUGAACCAGCUCCAGACACGGAUUGCUGUCCUGGAACAGGAACUCAAGGAUAAGGAACAAGUGCUCUCCAAGUCUUCCGAUCUUCUUGGGUCCGAACAGGAGAAGAAGAGGAAGUAUGAGGAAGACUUGGACAGGAAGCACAAGGACGUCAGUAAGCUGGAGUGCAAGGUCAAGGCCAUGUCGGAGGAGCUGAUGAAGGGCAAUGAGAUCAUCAAGAAGUUGCAGGAAGAGGUCAAGAGCAAUCGGGCAAAGGUGAAGUUGCGGACGCAGAUCGCAACGGAGCAGGAGAAGCUGUUGGGGGAGAAGGACCAGGAGUUGGAGAAGAUGCGGCAAGACCUGGCUGUCACCAAGGACAGUCUCAAGACCACAGGGGACGAGAAUAGACGACUUUCAGAAGGUGUUGAAACAACCACAAAGAAAUUGGAAGAAAGUCGCCAGCUGUUAAAAACAAAUGAGAAUGUGAUACAGUGGUUGAACAAACAGAUCAACGAGCAGCAGCUGACCCAUCACAGGGUCGGGGCGUUCGAGAUGCCCUCUGCAGCAUCAACCAUGGUCAGGCCAGGGGGCGCAGCACUGCAUAACUACAGCACUUCUAGCUACGGGUCAGCAGCGUCCCAUCACAGUGACAGCCACGUCAUGCAGUCAGGUGCUGGCAUACCAAGGCAGUACCCACACAGACCGCCACAGGUUCAGUACAAUCCAGGCAAUGCUCGACGGAGUGGUCUCCCCAUGCCAGUCCCCGGCCGUCCUGGUCCCCCACCCCCAAUUCCAGAGGAAAUCCGCCCCCAGAGCAACCACAGCUCCCCAGCCUCCAAUGCCGACAAGGAAAAUGACCCUCCUAUUGACCCGAAGUUCCUACAGAAGCGGGAGGAUGCUAUCCCGGUCCGGGGGCUGCUGAACAGAAGCAACUCCCCUCCUCUCAUCUCCGGCGUGGCUCCCCCCCACCCCCCCAUCAACUCAGUCCGACUCAGCCAGCAGAUGAUUGUCCCCCGGACAGUUCAAGCCCCACUAGCUUCAGCAUACUUCCCUGGUCAGAGCAAAGCUUCAUGAUAUCGUCCCUCGGAGUGGAUUUCAUAACUCCAUAUCAUUUCUCACCAGAACAUGUUUGGGCCACAAACUCAUGAAGUUGAACCAAAGAUCAUAGAAUUAUUCAGGACGUGCAACAAAUGAGACAAUUUGACGGUUCCAUGGUGAUUUGGCCUGUGCAAAGCUUCAGGAUGUCAUAUUGCUGUACACUUUCUUCCAAGAAGAUGUUCAGGGUGAAACAGCUCCUCGGUCACAGAAUUAUUGGUCAGGAAGUGCAACGAAUGAGACAAUUGCACUGUUUCAUGAUGCCUUGGUCUGUGCUAAGCUUCGGAUGUCAUGUUACUGUGUAAAUUUCUUGCAAUAAGUUCUAAGUACAAUCUAAGACCAAAAAAGUAUAACUGGAGUAAAGAUUGAGACAUUAUGAGAAUGGAUCCAUGAUGACUUGUGAUUUUACUGAUGAAGAAGGGCUGUCGCUAUGAAAUGUUCCAAGCAUCUGUUCUCAGUAAUCGUAAACUUAGUAAUGAUAAGAUUGUAAGGAUGAUACACUUCUUUAUUAGAACUGUCGCUACGAUUGUCUCUAAAACUAAUCAAGAAGUUGAUCAUCCAUACUAUCUUGUGACAUUAGUUUCAGAUCAAACUUCUAAAUGCCACUGAAAGGUUGUACAUUAUGUAAAAAUGCUUACUGAUUUCGGCAAAUCUGUGAGUGUGGAAUAACUGGCUACAGAUUUCAUUGUGGUCACCUGUAUUGUAAAACAAUUAGGUGUCUUUGUAACAUCCAUCCACCGCCAGAGAAUAGCCCUGUUUUGGAGGGUUUGAUCAUCUUGUACAGUGUUGACUCACGAUGGUACAUGGUCAUCUUGUACAGUGUUGACUCACAAUGGUACAUGGUCAUCUUGUACAGUGUUGACUCACGAUGGUACAUGGUCAUCUUGUACAGUGUUGACUCACGAUGGUACAUGGUCAUCUUGUACAGUGUUGACUCACGAUGGUACAUGGUCAUCUUGUACAGUGUCGACUCACGAUGGUACAUGGUCAUCUUGUACAGUGUCGAUUCACGAUGGUACAUGGUCAUCUUGUACAGUGUCGACUCACGAUGGUACAUGGUCAUCUUGUACAGUGUCGACUCACGAUGGUACAUGGUCAUCUUGUACAGUGUCGACUCACGAUGGUACAUGGUCAUCUUGUACAGUGUCGACUCACGGUGGUACAUGGUCAUCUUGUACAGUGUCGACUCACGAUGGUACAUGGUCAUCUUGUACAGUGUCGACUCACGAUGGUACAUGGUCAUCUUGUACAGUGUUGACUCACGAUGGUACAUGGUCAUCUUGUACAGUGUCGACUCACGAUGGUACAUGGUCAUCUUGUACAGUGUUGACUCACAAUGGUACAUGGUCAUCUCAUUGACGGAUGAUGAGGCAAUGACAUUUGAGGAGGAAACGUAAGCCGCCUCAUCACGUGAUAACCAACUGGUGUCAGCUCUUCCAUUUGCCGAGCAGUCAGUAAAUGCCAACAUACAAUAUGGGAGGUGAGAUCCAGUGUAGGAGUGUUCCAGAUUCCUUGGAACAAAACCCUCCUCAUUGUAAAUGUUGGGAUGUGUUCCCCGUUCAGCAUUAUCACCUGAGUGUUCAACAUUUUACCUACACAUAUAUUGGAGUCAUGAUAGUAUCCACUGAAAUUCUUCUGUUAAUUUGUAUCAAAAUUUUCAAUUUCUUAUUUUACUGUAAACAAAAUCAAAUACCAUUUGGAUUAAAUAAUAUGUUUUUUGUUUUGAGGUAUCGUAAAAGAUUUGGAGGUUUUAUGAUAACUUUUAAAAUCAAUGAUAGUAUACCUCCUACAAUGCAGACACUAUGUUGUAAGAGGUAUUAAGUGAUGUGGCAUUGGAUGAGUCUAAUAGGUUUUUACUAAAAUGCUGAUCAGUAAUCGUAGAUAACCGAUAUAUGGCUGGACUUAGUUUAUUGUCAAAUGCAAAAAGGCAGGAGACCAAAAUUAAACACAGUAUCUCUCAUCAGUGUUGAAUGGAACUGAAAAACAAAAUACAUGUACAUACAAAAGGUGUUCCAAUUAAACUAUUUUCACUGAGAA